AUGGAAUGUAUAUCACUUUGCAUAAGAGACAAUGGUUGCUGUUUUACUAACUAUAAUGAUGUAAAAAAGGAAUGCAUUGUCGGAACACCUAUGAGAUGUUAUGCUAAAUCAAGAAAAGCAGUAGGAUGGCAGUUACUCAGACGAGAGCCUGACGGAUUAUGGAUAGGAGGCUCAGAUUCAAUAUCUGAAGGACGAUGGAAAUGGGAUAAGCCAACAAGAACUAUAGCCUUCGACGAUUGGGGAACUGUACUAUUACUUAAACAACCACAAGGAUGGAUCAUAGAAAACUGUCUAUCAUUUUGGAAUUGUGAUCCAUGGGAGUGCUUCGUGUCGAUAGUGAAUCGUGGCUCAUUGAAUGAUCAACAAGACAGUCAAGUCAAGUGGAGGAAAAUUUCUGUUAUGUCAAGUAGUUUGUUUUACUACGCAUACUGUAAUCGUUUCGGAAUGAGACUUGCCACUAUUAGUAGCGCAAAAGAAAAUGAGUUUCUGAACUAUAUUACUAGUCGUAUGACUGGAACAUGGUUAGGAGGAUCAGAUUUGGUGAAAGAAAAGGACUGGAAUUGGGAUAAACCAUCGAGAAAAAUAACUUAUUUUGAUUGGGGACAUAAUAAAUAUUAUAAAGAACCCGAUGGUCUUUCGUCUGAUUCGAGGGAAGCAGAUUGUCUGAUAUAUUCUCCUAUAUGGAGAUGGUGUGACGAAAGAUGUGGAAUUCCUUACCCCUUCUUAUGUGAAAGGGAUUCAACAAAGGAAUGUAAAGUUGGAAUGAGCAUGUGUCAUGCAAAAACUAUGAGAGAAAUCGGCUGGACAUUUUUAAGAAGAGGUAAUGCUUACAAGAACAAGGUUUUUUUCUACUUCGGGAAUGCAGUGCCUUGGCUUGAUGCGCAAGGAUAUUGUGGCAAUUUUGGGAUGAGACUUGCUACUGUCAGUAAUUCAGAUGAAAACGACUUCUUGAAAUCUCUCACUACUCAGAGUUCGGGAGUAUGGUUGGGAGGUUCAGAUUUGUUGAAAGAGGGUUAUUGGAAAUGGGACAAACCAACACGAUCGAUAACCUAUUAUGACUGGGGAUUUUAUAAUGGGAUUCCUCAGCCAAAUGGAUUAUUUAACCAAAACUGUUUAACAUAUGGCAUAAGCGAUCCGUUAGAAACUGAAUAUACAUGGGAUGACCAAAAUUGUUUAGAUUCGUAUCCAUACUUAUGUGAAAGGAUUGUACGCGUUGAUAGUGAAAACUGGCCAAUUGAAUGAAUAGAGACAAAAAAUGUUAACCUGUACAUAAGAAGUGCGGAUGUAAAUAGAAAAUUUUAAAAUUGUUAAAAUUCAUAAAACUAAGCUGAAUAACUAAUACAUCUGUGACAUUAAAUGAUAAUAUUUGUUACGUUUUGUUCAUUAUCAUGGAGAUUUGAGUAUGGUUGCCCUAAUGUUUUAUGAGGAACUUGUAAAAGGAAGAAUGGUUCAGGAUGUACUUAGAUGAGAUUUAAUAAAUCAAGAAUUUAAAAUUGAUACUAUGAGCAUAAAGAACAUUAGUUAAGGAUCAAAAUAAGCUAAAGUAUUGAUAGGUCAUGAAACUCCUUUUCGAAACAUUUGAUUUUUUCAAUAUGGCGGGGAAAGGCUUACGCGGAUUUUACCUAAUAAUUUCAUUAGUAUUGUAUGGGUCUCAUAUCAAGAAUCUGCUUACAUGACCUUUCAUGAGCUAUUAAGACUAAUACGAAAAGAUAAAUGGGCAAAAUAGGUUACCUUGUAUUGUCUGGAAAAACACUGUGAAGUCUGAACAUCUAACACAAUUUCCAAAACCUUAUCUAAGUACAUCCUUAUGCACUACUGCAUAUCAUGUUAUGAAUG
This is a messenger RNA of Mytilus trossulus (common blue mussel), 1836 nucleotides long. Its product is annotated as C-type mannose receptor 2-like. Lineage: Eukaryota; Metazoa; Mollusca; Bivalvia; Mytilida; Mytilidae. The coding region runs from base 1 to 1242 and encodes 413 amino acids. Gene Ontology annotation, molecular function: carbohydrate binding. Gene Ontology annotation, cellular component: external side of plasma membrane. The transcript is spliced from 10 exons. Gene Ontology annotation, biological process: biological process involved in interspecies interaction between organisms. The record is from RefSeq and is a predicted model, not a curated record.